This is a messenger RNA of Opisthorchis viverrini, 1595 nucleotides long. RefSeq lists its product as hypothetical. Gene Ontology annotation, cellular component: nucleus. The record is from RefSeq and is a predicted model, not a curated record. The coding region runs from base 393 to 1130 and encodes 245 amino acids. NCBI's taxonomy places the organism in Eukaryota, Metazoa, Platyhelminthes, Trematoda, Opisthorchiida, Opisthorchiidae. The transcript is spliced from 4 exons. Gene Ontology annotation, biological process: regulation of exit from mitosis.
AUGUCGACAGUUACUCCUAUCUUCAAAAAUGGUGUGCGGAUGCUGUGUGAUAACCACGGUUGCAUCAGCCUGGUAGCUGUGGCAUCGAAUGUGCUCUUUGGCUUCUCGUUUCGUUUCCCAGGGCCCCGUAUGGUGUGGACAAAUAGCUUAGCAACUGAGAAACGGGCACAUCCGGAAGCUACAGUCCGAGCUGUGUUGUGUGGUUAUGAGACUUGGCCUGGCCGAGCAUCGGAACUGACGCAUCUUCAGGUUUUCGACAACCGUUGUUUCAGUACCAUAGCUCGUGUGGGUUGGUGUCGGAUGAUCCUUAACGAGGCAGUUGGAAAGGGACUCUACACUCCUUACUCUUAACUGUGAUACGCGGUUGACACAUACUGAAUGUGCUUGGCACAAUGCAUCAGAUCUCCAAUUGCAGAUUAUCGAUCGGCGAUCAAGGGCUGGCACCAAACGAUUGUCUCCGUCUAUUUCACAAACUAACCAACCUAUUUCUUUAUCAAAGUGGCCAAUUUCCCGACUUCACAUUAAUGCAAAGACCAAAGACAGCCUACGAAUAUUUGCGGUCAUGUCAGGGAACGGAUGCGCAUAAGGUUGUCAAAUUCCUUGAUUCUCUACAAGAGCUGGAGCAGCACCUGUCUGAACUGCCGUUUCCGGUACAUUAUUGUUUAAUCUUACUCGGUGGACUACCUUCUCAUCCAAAACGCGCAUUUUUGGUGGAUUUUGUCGGUUCUUCUCCUCAAGACACAUUUACUGAUGAAGCUGUCAUCAGCCCGUCUACUCCCAACCGCAGCGAGCCCAUUUUCUCUGACUUUUUUCGAUCAUUUGUUCAACAUCCUUUUUAUCAGCUGUUGAUGGAAGGAGCACCUCCUACUCGAACUUUUUUCUACUUUUAUAUGCCCACAAAUUACGAGUCUAAGUGGUUUCUACCACGUCCGAAUUUCCGUCUAUUCAGAAAAUGCCCAGUAUAUGUGUUACAAAUUCUGACCGAUUCAAAACACUCAAUGAUUCUCGAUGAUUUGGAAGCAGACCGCUGUUUGCUUGAUAUCAACAAAAUCCUUUACGGGGAAUCGUCGGACCGAAUGUGGUACGCUUCCCCGGUGAGUGUGGAAGGAUUUCGAGGAGGUGUCGUCUGAAACUGUAAUCCUGUCCACACUCUCUUUCAAAUAUGUGUUCGAGGUUCUACUCGGUUUUUUAUUACUUCACCCUACUGUCAAUUCCUGACUGUACAUAGUUUGACAUUCUAAAUGAAGAGUGGAUGAAUGAAUGAAUGAAGAAUAAACAGACUCGUUGCAUGCGGUGUUAUAAAUCCAUAUGGGAUAAGCGGCAAUUGGAAUACACGCUGAUAUUCUUAUCUUGCUUGGUACCGGUUUAACUUUCGGACGUUCCUCCGUGUUUUUCGACAAGUUCGAUUUGUGCAAUGACAAUACGGCCUAUUUUGAACGAUUUGAGCAUGUCGUAGACUGACAGAGCCGCGACGGAUACACUUGUGAGCGCCUCCAUUUCCACGCCCGUUGAUUGUGCAACCGCUUUUGAUGUGGACUCGAUCCAAACCGAUCCAUCUUCGAACCACACAUCUGUUGAUAUGUGUGUAAGUGGGA